UGUGCAGAAGCGGAGCACACAAGCCACCAGUCACAUCAACCACAGCGCCACAUCAGUAUUAUUAAUAACCCCCCUCCUUUUUUAAAACUAACAAUUUACAACAAAACUUGUAUUAAAGUCACGUGAAUGCAGAGGGGAGGCGUUCAUUGAUUAUUGGAAGAAGUUGGAUUAAAACGCCACUUGGAAGUGAAGAAGCGGUUUCUUCCAGAUGCUCAUCAAGAUGAACUGGAGUCGGAUGGACCGACCGCUUCACCGGUAGUGUGGCCCGCGUAGAUAAGCCCCCCCCCACCCCCAAUGAGGUGAACCCCCUCUCUGCAUCCUGCCAGCAGCACUGUGAAAAAGGGAUGUCGGCGCUCUUCUUGCUUUUGGCAAUGUUCCUCCUCUCCAGCAGCAUCCAGAUGUCCCCCGCUGUCACCAUGGAUAAGCUGCAGGAGAGCUGGAAGUUGUACAUGGCGGAGUGCGAGCGCAACAACAGCAGAGCGCCUCCGAGUAGUGGUCUCGUGUGCAACAGAACCUUUGACAAGUACGCCUGCUGGCCCGACGGACUCCCCAAUACUACUGUUAGCGUGACAUGUCCGUGGUACCUACCGUGGUACCAUAAAGUUCAGCAUGGUAUGGUGUACCAAGAGUGUGAUGCUAAUGGUCAGUGGGUGACUAUGAAGAACACCAGUGAGUGUGAUUCCAAUGAUACCAGUCAGCAGUACUACGGACAUAUUCGCAUCAUGUACACAGUUGGAUAUUCGCUAUCAUUGGUGGCUCUGGUGUUGGCGCUAAGCAUCCUCAUAUUCUUCAGGAAGCUGCACUGCAUGAGGAACAACAUCCACAUGAACCUCUUUGCGUCCUUCAUCCUGCGGGCGCUGUCCAUCCUCAUCAAGGACGCGCUCAUGGAGGCCAACAUCACGUCGCAGGACCUGAGUCGGGACCAGGAGCAGGGAUUCUCACGGGCCUCCAUGUCGCCCGUGGACCUGCUGGUCAACAAUGAGAUAACCAUCAGCUGUCGUGUGGCGGCGGUGAUGAUGCAAUACAGCAUCUUGGCCAACAGCUACUGGCUCCUGGUGGAAGGCAUCUACCUCCACAACCUGCUGGUCAUCACCGUGUUUACAGAGAGGAACUAUUUCCAGAUCUACCUGUGCAUCGGCUGGGGUACGCCAUUAAUAUUCCUCAUUCCUUGGGUGAUCGCUAAAUAUCUCUAUGAGAAUCAAGAGUGCUGGGGUCAGAACAUAAACAUGAACUACUGGUGGAUCAUACGUUCUCCCAUACUGGUGGCAGUGCUGAUCAACUUCCUGAUUUUCAUCCACAUCAUCAAAAUACUGGUGUCCAAACUGAGAGCGCAUCAAAUGAGAUACACCGACUACAAAUUCAGGUUGGCCAAGUCGACUCUAACCCUCAUCCCUCUACUGGGCAUCCAUCAGGUGGUCUUCAUCUACGUGACGGACGAGGCGACCGAGACCACCAUCGGUUUACGUCUCACCAAGCUGGUCAUUGACCUUUUCUUCUCCUCCUUCCAGGGUCUCCUGGUAGCCAUCUUGUACUGCUUCGUCAACAAAGAAGUUCAGUCUGAAGUCCUGAAGAAGUGGAAGCGUUGGAAGCUGGGCCGUAAUAUCGAGGAGGAAUACCGCCACACGUACAGCAACACGCCCAACACCAAAACGGGCAGCCUGCUCAACCACGUCUCGCAGCGACUGCCUCACCUCCCCGACGUGGCUAAGCCGUCUACGCCCGUCUGCACAUCCGAGGAGUGGCACAUGUUGGUGGCCAACGGUGGCGGGGGGGCCCACGGCAAAGCGACGGGACAGCACGGCUCCCCGCUACACGAGGGGACGCUCAGUAACUGCACGCUAGUGGAGGACAUGAGCCUUGCGGACAAGGCCAAGAGCGUGAACAUGUGAAGGACGCCACAGGAAGUUCUUUUUAUUCUGCACUGAGCGGCUUUGAUGAACACUAAGCAAAGAGCGAGUGGGCGACUUUGCGGCCCCCACAGCCUGGGAACACACACACAGUGCUGCAUGGGGACGGCACAGGCGUAUCUCAAGGCAAGGCGAGCCAUGUGAAAUAAUACUAUUCGUCAAAAACAACCCUCAAACCUCAAACAGCAACUCAAAAGACUUUACAGCAUAUGAGCCUUUGAUUUUAUUUGUGUGUUGCAGCACUGCAGGCAAAUGUGGGCCUUCAACUGCACACACACACCAAACAUAUAGAUUAGUUGAUCGCAUAUUGCCAUACUAUACAGUAUACAAUAUCUUACAAAAGUGAGUCCAUCCUUCACAUUUCAACAAGUAUUUUUACAGUGGUGUAUCUUUUCAAGGGACAUUCAUUCAUUCAUUCAUUUGAGGGUCGCGGGGUGCUGGAGCCUAUCCCAGUUGUCUUCGGUCGAGAGGCGGGGUACACCCUGGACUGGUGGCCAGCCAAUCACAGGGCACAUAUAGACAAACAACCAUUCACACUCACAUUCAUACCUAAGGACAAUUUGGAGUCGCUAAUUAACCUAGCAUGUUUUUGGAAUGUGGGAGGAAACCGGAUUAAACCCACGCAUGCACGGGGAGAAUAUGCAAACUCCACACAGAGAUGGCCGAGGGUGGAAUUGAACCCCGGUCUCCUACCUGUGAGACCGCCGUGCAGCUCUCAAGGGACAUUCAUUCAUUCAUUCAUUUUCUACCGCUUAUCCUCAAGAGGGUCGCGGGGGUGCUGGAGCCUAUCCCAGCUGUCUUCGGGCGAGAGGCGGGGUACACCCUGGACUGGUCGCCAGCCAAUCACAGGGCACAUAUAGACAAACAACCAUUCACACUCACAUUCAUACCUAUGGACAAUUUGGAGUCACCAAUUUUUUUGGAAUGUGGGAGGAAACCGGAGUACCUGGAGAAAACCCACGCGUGCACGGGGAGAACAUGCAAACUCCACACAGAGAUAUCCGAGGGUGGAACUGAACCCUGGUCUCCUAGCUGUGAGUUCUGCACGCUAACCACUCGUCCGCCGUGCAGCUCUCAAGGGACAUUCAUUCAUUUUCUACCACUUAUCCUCACAAGGGUCGCGGGGGGGGGGGGGCUGGAGCCUAUCCCAGCUGUCUUCGGGCGAGAGGCGGGGUACUCUCAAGGGACAAUACUAUGAAAAUAAACAUGGCUACACUUUAGAGUAGUCUGUGUACAACUUGUAUAGCACUGUAGAGUUACUAUUCACUGAAAACAAGUCAACACACAUAAUUGUGCAUGCGCAUGAGUGCUGCCAGCAUUGGGGAGCUGCGGUUCAUUGACAGGAAACAUGAAUUCCGACAUGUUUCGACAUGACCUUCUGCAGCAGAAACAUAGUUAUUCAACAUAAUGAGUCCUAGAUAGUCACAUGUCUUCCUGAGGAAGGUGAUGGGAGUGAGACCACAUGACCAAAGGAGUGAGAGUGGUGCUCACACUUAAAUAUUCAUACCAAGGACACAAUAUGGAUAUGCUCAUGAGACAAUAAGACUCAUUUUCAAUGGACAGCGAAUCCUACACAAGCUGUACACUGACUACUCCAAAGUAGUCCAAUAUGAGGGGUGUACUCACUUUUAGGAGGUACUGUAUAACCUUGGUGGAGGUUAAAAAAAAAAAAAAAACAUGGCACAAAAGAAGAUGGCUGUAAAGUGUUGUUACGUGUUGUUUUUUUUAUAUCGUCUGUGCUCAUUUUGGUUCUGUUGACGUCGUGUGAGCGCCGUGUUCAUGGGAAACAGGCAGCUGCUCAGGCCAGGUCCUUCCUGGUUUACAUACAGGCCUGAAAAGAGGUCAAGAGAGGCUAUGAGAUGAAUUAUAAAUAAGAUGUAAUUGCUCGGCUCUUCUGUGAUUGGACAGAGGAGGAAGAGGGGGCGGGGGGCACAUACACUUUUUUGCAGCUUUAUAUGGUUAUGAUGCUAUCUAUAUACAGUGGUGUGAAAAAGCCGCCUUCCGGGUUUGUUAUAUUUUUGUUUGUUUUGUCACACUCAAAUGUUUCAGAUCAACAUAUUUAAAUAUUAAAUAUUAGUCAAUGACAACAAAAUCCAAACCUACAUGGCACUAUGUGAAAAAGUGAUUGCCCACUCCGGUGUUAAAAUAUUGAAAACAUAACUGAAAUUAAAUGCGAUCUCUCAGUUUGGAAAAUGUUAUCAAGCCAUUUGUGAAGCUUUGGGACUCCAGCAAACCACAGUGAGAGACAUUAUUGACACAUGGCAAAGACACGGAACAGUGGUGAACCUUCCCAGGAGUGGACAACCAACCAAAAUUAUCCCCUGAGUGGAGUGACGACUCCUCCAAGUGGUCACAAAAGCACCCCCCCCCCCCCCCCCCCAACAACAUCCAAAGAACAGUGUUCAUGACUCCACCAUAAGAAAGACACUGGGUAAAAAUGCCUGCAUGGCAGAGUUCCAAGCCCAAAAACACUGCUGAACAAAAAUAACAAUAAACAAUAAUAAUAAUAAUAAUAAUAACAAUAAUAAAUAAUAAGGGUCGUCUCAAUGUUGCCAAAAAACACUUAAUGAUCCCCAAGACCUUUGGAAAAUACUAGACGAGACAGAACCUAAACAUAUUGGAAGGUGUGAGUUCCAUUAUAACAGUAAUAAGAACAUCAUACCAACAGUAAAAUAUGGUGGUGGUAGUGUGAUGGUCUGGAACUGUUUUGUUGCUUCAAGACUUACUGUGAUAAAUGGAACCAUGAAUUCUACCCAAAAAAAAACCCUGAAGGAGAAUGUCCGGCAAUCUUUUUCUGACCUCAAGUUGAAACCAACUUGGGUUCUACAGCAGGACAAUGAUCCAAAACACACCAGGAAGUCCACCCCUGGAUGUAGACUUUGGAGUGGCCUAGUCAAAGUCCUGACCUGAAUCCUAUUGAGAUGCUGUGGCAUGACCUUAAAAAGGCUUCAUGCUGGAAAACCCUCCAUUGCGACUGAAUGACAACAAUUCUGCAAACAAACAAUUCUCCACAGCACUCUAUGAGACUCAUUGCAAGUUAUCACAAACGCUUCAUUGCAGUUGUUGCUGCUAAGGGUGGCAAUGACUUUUUCACACAGGGCCAUGGAGGUUUGGAUUUUUUUGCUCCCUUAAUAAUAAAACGUUUCAUUUUGAGUUCAGUUGAGUUGUCAUUGACUAAUAUUUAAACAUGUUUGAUGAUCUGAAACAAUUAAGCAUAACAAAUAGGCAAAAAAAUUACUAAAUAUAAACACUGUAACUAUAUGGGCAAAAGUACUGGGACGCUUGACUGGGUUAAUACAUGUCAUACAUGUCUUUCAAGUAAUACUGCAGCAUCUGACAAGUAGACCUUACUGUGCCUUUUACACAGAACCUUGCAAAGGUCAGUUAUUGCUAUAAACUGGGUGUGCUUUCACACAGCGACACGGCAUGCCACAAUUAUAUAAUUCCAUAAUACAGUAUCAGCGACUUGUUGAACAGUAACAACUGGAAACUGGUUUAUUACUGGGUUAGAUUUUCCCAAUAUUCUUCAUUUUGGACCAACAUGCUGAACAAGACCAUCACAUUUAUGGAAUAUAUUUAUUAAAGUCCACAUCCCUGGUGUAUAAAGUACUAUAAAAAAUAUAGUGGUAUUUAUCACAUAGCAAAUAAUGCAAAGCCAAUUCAAACAUUUUUAACCCCAAAUAAAAUAAAAACUAAUAAUUUUUUUAAGAAUAAUAAAAUUAACAAUAUAUAAAUAAUAAAAGAAUUAAAUUAAAUUAAAUUAAGAAAAAAAAUAAAAGUAAUAAAAUAAGAUUAAGAAUAAAAAUAAUUUUUUUUUUAGAAUAAUUAUAGUUUUACAUGCAGAAAAUGAACGGAUGGAAUUUAUUGUUGAUGUGGACUUCCCGAGAUCAAAUUCAGUACUGUUUUUCACUGUCUUUACCAAAGUGCUGGCACUCGCAACUUUAUUUGGCCCCAUGACGGGUUAUUUUGUAUGCAUAGUCAAUACAAAAUGCACAGACAAUGAGUCAGCAAUACUUAGGUGUUUUGUUUGGAGACUUGAUUCCACGGAACGAUAUUAUUUACUAGUUCGUAAAAACCGUGAAAACCGAGCAGGUGUAAAAACGAUGGAAAAUUUUAGCAAAAAAAAAAAACAAUCAUAUGAAAACUGGUGCAUCCCGGUGUGUACCAUUUUUUUUUAAAAAAGGCAACCCACACAGUUGUCAACAGUUGUCCAUUAUUCAGUGCGUCCCAAUUCUUUUGUCCACAUAUUAACAGCCCACCCAAACCUUGGAAGGCAAACUGUGCAGUGUCACACGCAUAAAUCCACGUUAGCACGGUGCAUUAAAGUUUUUUUUCAUCACGUAAAGUCCACACUGUCAUGCUGGAGGAAUGCACACUUUUUUUUAAAAUUUCCUCCACCCUGAGCUUAAAUGUUCUGACGCCGUGUCGGUGCUAGCAGGCGACUUUGUACGGCCUCACGCUCUCUCCUCGGGCUGUGGACGCUUUUUUUUUAACAACGCUCUGCACGCUCAAGAGCUGCAGAACAAACAAACAAAAAAAAGGUACGUUUUGUUUUUUUUUAAAGAACAAGCAUCAUGCGGAAUGAUUCUACCUGACUUUGUCUCUGUGUGUGUGUGACUGUUUGCACAACCUCCCACAUGAAUUUAUCACACAGUCUAUUAGGCCCACUUUAUUAGGUACACCUACACCAUUUAAUGACAUCAUCCAAUAGUAGUCUUAAAAAUGCUGUUUAUUAUUAUAUAUUAUUUGUGGAGGAUCCUAUGGGGUGUGUUUAAAAUGCUUUGGAAGACCAUAUCCUGUCUUUGGAAGACAGAUAUCCUCCAUGUUUUAUCAUUAUUCGACAAAUUAUCAAUGACUUAUGGACAAUUCAUUCAUAAGGUCCAGCCUUGCAGAAACAGUUUUGCUUAAUGGCGGCCAUGUUUUUCAACCAAUCUUGCUGUAAUUUUAAUAAAACACAUGUGUGCUUGUCAGUCCGUACAUACCUUUAUGUAUGUACCAAAUUUCAUAGAGAUACAACAAAACACUCUCAAGUUACAGUGGGGGUUUUGUGCCGGGUGAGACUUUUCAUGUCAAUUGGACUUAUGGGGUCGAACCUUGGGGUUUCAUAAUGUGGUGUAUCAAAGCACAUGCAAGACAGUGGGUUUGCAUGUUUGGAGCAAUUUUCAUCCUUUUGUGUGUAGAGGUUCAGGACUAUGCGAACCCCGUUGUUGGUCAGUAUUUUUUAAUAGGCAAAAAACAGGACAGAUUUUUUUGUUGUUGUUUUUAAAUUAUUGCAUUUUUUAAAAAUGUUUUUCAAUGUUGUAAAAAAAUAUUUUUGUAUUUUUAAUUUAAUUUGACAAUUUCUAAUAAUUAUAGUAAUUUCUUUAAAUGUCAUAUUUUUUUUUUAUAUUAUAUUUAAUUGUAAUUCACAAUUUUCACCACCAGGUAGAGCAACCACACGCCAACUGCAUUGGAAUGCAUGAAAAAAAUGAUAUUGAGCCACGUGGUAUACAUUGCCAUCAUCUACAAACAGUCUAUCUUUGCAAAAAAAUUACUUUUUAAACAUUAUUUGGUUGUACAAGUGUACCUAAUGAAGCGUCCUUUGAGUGCCUAUGUGUUACUAUGGGCCUUUUUUUUGUGUAGCUUGCUGUUGAUUCAGUAUUACAGUAUUUGCAGAUAUUAGUAUGAGUGGUCAGAAGUCACACCUUGUCUACAGUAUUACAGUAUAUUGACAUACUGGUGGUGGUGCUGCUGCAUACGAGUAGAAUAAAGAAUAUACUGUAUUAGUACACUCAGUGGGGUCGAUGUUUUGGUUUUUAUUUCCCAAAAAUAAGCUGUGACCUGGAUGUUCUUGUCAGCUUGGCUUCCUCCCCCGCCCUUUUCUAUGGACGUGGUUCAAUUUGAAUGUAUUGGCUAGAACUGUGUAUUGUUUCUUUAAGGUGUAUAGUAUUUUUGGUGUGAGUGCUCAGGUGUAUACACUUUAUCAGUAUAUGUAUUAUAUAUUGUGUCUAAAUGGUGGGAGAAUAAAAACGCAGUCAAAGCUGAA
Doryrhamphus excisus (bluestripe pipefish) is the source of this 7932-nucleotide messenger RNA. NCBI's taxonomy places the organism in Eukaryota, Metazoa, Chordata, Actinopteri, Syngnathiformes, Syngnathidae. The record is from RefSeq and is a predicted model, not a curated record.